Molecule: messenger RNA, 1210 nt
Organism: Cetraspora pellucida
Lineage: Eukaryota; Fungi; Glomeromycota; Glomeromycetes; Diversisporales; Gigasporaceae
Source: the annotation of a GenBank genome assembly
AUGAUAGCUAGUAGUGUCUUCGCCACCAUUGUGCUCGCCAAGGCGGCUAUGCGAGCGAGGUCUGCAAAGACAAAAAAAGAAACUUCACAACACUCCUUAUUAUUUGAAGACUGGAAUAUAAAUUUUAACUUACCCCCGAAGUUUAUUGUGAGGUGUGCUGUUUGUUGGCAUCGGAGAACCGCGAAAGGAUACUGGUGUCAAAACUGUGAAUCUCGUAGGUUCCGGGAAAAUUUUUCGACUUGGACGAGUGGAAAUAGAUUUAUUGAUGAGUUUAUCCAAGAGACACAACUAAAUUCUACUUGGUGGGCUGGUUAUUUAGAAUGGAUACCUUAUAAAAGAUUUCAGAAUGUUGAGUUUAUUGCUAAGGGAGGUUUUGGAAGCAUUUAUUCUGCACUUUGGAUCGAUGGGCCUAGAUGGGAAUAUGUCCCGAAUGGUGAAGGAUUCUUUGGAAGUAUGUGGAAAAGAAAAGGAGCAUGCAAGGUUGCAUUAAAAAUGCUGAAUGAUUCUAAAGAUAUUCGACCGGAAUUUUUACAUGAGCUCAGAGCUCAUUAUAAAUGUCUUUCUUCUGGACUAGUACUUACGUGCUAUGGUAUUACCCAACAUCCAGAUACCAAGGAUUAUAUGAUGGUUAUGGAUUACGCGAAGCAGGGCGAUCUUUCCCAUUUUUUGCGUAGUCAUAUGGUAAAUACAGACUGGUAUCGUAAAGUUCGCGAAUUAUGGUAUAUUGCUCAAGGAUUAAAAGCAAUUCAUGAAGCAGACUUAGUGCACAGAGAUUUUCAUAGUGGAAACAUCUUGUUUCACACAUUUACACGUCGACCUGCCAUCGGUGACUUGGGCUUAUGUAGACCCGUUAAAGAAGAAUUAUCAAAUUAUAAUUAUGCACAUGAUACUUCAUUGGCUUUGGAUAUUUCCAAGGGAUUAAGACCGGAAAUACUAGAAGGAACUCCUAGAAAGUAUGCAGAGAUAAUGAAACUUUGUUGGCACAAUGAUCCAGAAAGACGACCGAACUCAACCGAAUUAGUUAAAAAAUUAGAAAUGUUAAUGAAUGAUCAAGAGAUUAAUAACGGUGUUGUGCCUACUCUACAUAUUGAUGAGAAUUAUCAUCCUGAUGCUGUAUAUACAAGUAGGAUUUUACAAUUUCCAGAUUUGAAGAAUGAUAAAUCUAAUAUUACUGAUUCUAACUCUGAAGAUAUCGAAAACGAUACCAAUG